Messenger RNA from Heterotrigona itama, 11851 nucleotides. NCBI's taxonomy places the organism in Eukaryota, Metazoa, Arthropoda, Insecta, Hymenoptera, Apidae. The record is from the annotation of a GenBank genome assembly.
AUGCCGCGACAGAGAGUAUUUUAUCGUGGUGUGCGAACGGAGUGGGCGCUGUACGGAUUUAGCAAGCUAAAAACAGGUCAUCUUCGCAACGUGUUAUCUUUCCUCGCCUUUCCGUCUCUCUGUCAUAGAAAAGCCGCACGCAACGAAAUCUAUCGAAUGGAAAAGUAAAAGAAAGAAAAAAAAAUUGAUGUUCGAUCAUUGACCAUCGAAAUCCAAUGCUGAUAACUCCAACUUUAAAACUCAUGAAGUUUUGUGCUCAUCUUGCAAAUAUUUUUCAUCCUUUUGUUACCGUGUCAUUAAAAGUUGGAAGGAAAUUUUGAGACAAAUUUCCAGACGAUUCGAAUGAUUUUCGCAGGAGCUGGUGAAGUAUUCGACCCGACUAGGCGAAAACUGCGACGACCUCCAAAAGGCUUUGGAGCUGAUGCUAGGAAUCCCUCACAGGGCAACGGAUAACAAAUUCAUAAGCAAUAUCGAAGGUUACAAAGGAAAUAUCCACAAGUUAGGCAGAUUACUCACACACGAGUGGUACACGGUGAUUGACAAGGACGGUAAAAGCAAAGAAAGGUAUCUCUUCCUCUUUAAAGCUCGCAUACUCAUCUGCAAAGUCAGACGAAUAUCGGAAGACAGAUCCGUCUUCGUUCUCAAGGACAUCAUUCGAUUGCCAGAUGUGGAAGUAAAGGAUCAUCCAGAGGACAUACGGUCUUUCGAACUACACAAUCCAGCCAGCCCAGCCUACCCCAUUACUUUAGUAGCUCAUAAAGACCCAGUGAAAGCCUACUGGCUGAAAGAAAUUCGACAAUACGCGAGUGAUGUGGUAGCACUCGCUGAACACGCUGCGGACGACCUACAAUUGACAGAAGUUCUAGAGAUCAAGGAAGAAAUUAAAGGAAAUCCAGGAACUGCUCCUCAGAAAGCAACAGGAAAUCCAGGACCAAAGGCAGAGGGUAAUCCAGGACCAAAGAAGGCAGAAGGGAACCCAGGGCGAGAAAAAGGAAACCCGGGACCAAAUCCCGGAGAAUCCGCGGAGAAACGGAAAGAUAAUCCGGGGAAUCCAGAAUCUAAAAAAGUUGAAGAAGAAGGUGCAGAUAUGUCUCGAAGAUAUUCUUCCAGUCGGUACAGCAGCUCUUCGAAAGUUGUUGAAGAGUAUUCUUCAGUAUCUAGUAGUGCAGCAUACAUGGAGUCAUCCGUGAGUCAGAGCAGUGCAGUAAGAAUGGAAUCCAGCUCUUACCAAGCUGGAAAUUCGAUAGAAGCCAGAUCGAAUACGGCGAGGAUCGAGGGUGGCAGUGGAAAAGGAAAACCUGUGUUCGUCAAGACUCUCGAGGGAUCCAAUGUUGAACCUGGAGAAAUGACUGUCUUCGAGUGUACUCUAUUGCAAACCGAUGCAACAACGAGAGUACAAUGGCUAAAGGACAACAAACCGUUAGAAGAUAGAUUGGCAGAUCGUCUGACAGCCUCUGCAACUGGAAAAACUUUCAGACUUCAACUCCAAAACGUGCUCGAAUCGGAUUCUGGCAUUUACAUCGCUCGAGCUAUGAAUAGUGAAGGCCAAGCUACUUGUACUGCCCAGCUUAUUGUACAAAAACUAACACCUGAAGAGAAGAAGGCGAGAGCAGAAGCUAAUGCACCAAUCUUCUUGGUGCGACUGAAGGACACGGAACUCUUGGAGAACACUUACUUGCGUUUCAUGGUGAAAGUGAAAGGAGACCCUAAUCCUGAGAUGAAAUUCUUCAAAGACGAUGUUUUAAUUGACGAAAAUCAUCCGCGCGUAAAGGUCGUCACUGAACAAGCAGACAAAGGUUUCUACGAGCUAGUAAUUUCCGAUGUUCAAAAGCAAGACGCUGGCAAAUACUCGUGCACUGCGAAGAAUCGAUUUGGAGAAGCUUCUUGCGAAGCAACUGUAACGGUGUCGGAUGAGAAAAUGUUGUACCUUCCUGAAGAUUUCCUCGAACCAGGCAUGGAACCGAAGCUCACUUGGCUGCGCGAUGGAAAACCAUUCGAUCCUGAAGAACGCUUUAAAGUGCUGUUCCAGGACGACGAAGAUACUUUGGCUUUAGUGUUCCAGCAUGUCAAACCUGAGGACGCUGGUCUUUAUACCUGCGUCGCGCAGACGAGUACAGGUAACAUCAGCUGCAGUGCAGAACUGACGGUCCAAGGUGCAGUACACCAGCUACUGAAAGAACCAGAAAAGCCGAAAUUGUGUUCAGAAACCAGGCAUUCGGAAGUGAGCGCCGGUGGAUCAGCCAUGCUGGAAUUACAAAUCAGAGGAUAUCCAAAACCAGACAUCAAAUGGAGCAAAGAUGGAGAGGAAAUUGUCGCUGGUGGAAGAUACAAGUACCUCUGGGAGGAUGAGGAAUCAAUGUCCUUGGUAAUCAAGAAUGUCACUGCCAAGGAUGCUGGUACUUACACAAUCAGGGCGAAGAACGAAUUGGGCGAAGAUACAACUCAAAUCGAGUUGAUCGUGAAAUCUGCGCCAAAGGUCACGAAAAAGCAAACUGACACAACUGUCAAUGUCAGCGAAACGUCGACGAUGGUCGUGCAAAUCGAAGCCACGCCUGCGCCGGAAGUUAAGUGGUACAAAGAUGGUCAAGAACUUCGAGAAGACAAUCGUAUAAGCAUCGUUAAGGAAGGCAGUGAAACUUAUAAGUUGAUAUUACAAAACGCUCGUUUAGAUGAUUCUGGCUCGUACUCGAUUGUCGCGCGAAACGAGGUCAACCAAACGACAGAAAUUUGGAAGUUGAAAGUAUUAAGUCCGCCAAAGAUCACAAAGAGAUUGGGCGAAUCACAAAUUCUGGAUCAAGAAAGCACUCUUACUUUGUUCGUCGAAGUUGAUUCAGUGAUGCCGCCUAGUAUUAAAUGGUACAGAGAUGGAGAACUGGUUGUUGAAGAUAGUCACAUGAAAAUAACUCGAGAGGGUAAGAAAUUCAUUCUGAAGAUCACCGGUAUAGUGUCUGAGGACGCAGGACUUUACAAAGUAGAAGUCUCCUCUGAACACGGAGUUGUCACUGAUGAAACUACAAUUCAGGUAAGAGGACUUCCACGAUUCAGAACUAAGCUGCAGGACAUCACGGUGAACGAAGGUGAAAAGAAUAUCGAGUUCAAAGUAGAGAUCGAUGGAUGUCCAAAACCGAGCAUCCGGUGGUACAUCGGCGACGUGGAGAUUACAGAGAAGCACAAAGGAUACGUUUGUACGGAAGAAGACAAUUUCGUCAAGCUAUUCAUUUCUGAUGUUAAAAAUGAAAUGAAGGGGCAGUACACUUGCAAGUUGAAGAACGAAUUUGGUGAAGUCAAGAACAGUUCGACAUUGAUCGUGAAUACCAGGCCGAAACUACUGAAAAAACUCGCCGAUCAAAGAAUCAACGAAGGCGAUACCUUGAAAUUGAUCUUCGAAGUAGCCGGUACGCCAGAGCCUGAGGUGAAAUGGUUUAAAGAUGGCGAGGAAGUUUCCACGGACGCGAGAAUUAAAAUCACAAGGGAUAGCAAGCGACAGGAAAGCUACAAUCUGACGGUGACUUUAGUAAAGGGUUCAGACGCGGGCAUGUACGAGGUUCGAGCUGAAAACGAGCUAGGCUUUGUGACUAGCAAGAGCAAAGUUAUGAUAAUGACGAAAACGGAAGAAAGCGUGGAGGAGAAAACGGAAAUGAAGAAGGAGACGGUUGAAAAGAUCAGCAUUGAAGAAGAGGAAACGAAAGCGCAGAAAGUGGAGGAGAAAGAGAUGGAAACGAAGAAAGAACGCGCAGAGGAAUCCGGACCCGAAGGUCGAGUGAAACUGGAGAAACAAAGUGUCCAAGUAACGCGGGGCCAGGGUGACACAAUCACGAUCUCCGUGGCCUCCACGACGACCCACGAAGCUAUACUCACAGGUCCUGACGAGAGCCACACGAUCAGCAAGAUGACCGUAACAAAAGUCGAGUGCCAGGAGAUAAACACGGACAGCCCUGGCGUCGAAGAGAUAGCCACCUAUAGCUACAGCGUGCAAGAGGAGUCCGUUCAGAAGCCGCAGAACGGCGUGUUGAUCGAGGAAUUCUCGGAGAACAGUGAGGAUAACAAGUCGAGGCUUCAGAUAAACCGUGGCGUGUCAAUCGUGUCCGUUUCGGACGACGAGUCGACUCUGAAGGCGAUUUCGAGAGACGUCAGCACGGAAGAUAUGCAGCACGCUGAAUUAUCCGAAGAUAAUUGUGCCAAGUUGACGAACGGAUCCUACGAGGAGUUCAAUGGGAACGGACAUUUGGCCGAGGAGAAGAUCCUGGACGAUGUAAAACCCUACAGAGGUUCCAUAAUCACGGAGAGCAUCAUGGAGGAACGAUCCGUGGAAGAGUCGCCGUCGGAGAGAUCGAAGCAAGAAAGCGUCAUGCCACCUCAAUCCGCCAUUCUUGAGAACGGUGACUCUUCCAGGAGGAAAGUAUCCUCCGCGGAUCUGCAGCAACCACAGACACCAACGAUCGAGGAGAGCAAACUGACGAAACAGAAAAUCGAACGAGCGAGCUCGAUCGCGGAGAAGAUUGUCGAGACAAACGUGGAGGAACGCCGAGGCUCCGUGGAGAACGGAUUCUUCUCGAGGCAGAGUUCGAAAAUAGAGAGAAUGGAUUCGACGGAGUCGAGAAAGACUUUCGAAAGAUCGAUAUCGAGGGAGAGCGCUUUGAAGGCUGCUCAAACCGGUGACGAAGAGGUCGACGAAGAGUUGGAGGCCCUUCUAAAUCGCGUUAAACGACAGCGCAGCGUUUUGGACGAUAUCCUUGAAAAGGAAUCCUCCAGGGAUUCAGCGCCUCCUCACAUCAUUGAAACGACUCUCACCGAUCGGACGAUCUACGAAACUCAGACUAUCGUGUUCGAUAUCACCGCGACCAGUUUGCCAAGAGCCGAUGGAAAAUGGUUCAAGAAUGGGAAACCACUUCGAAGCGGGGAUCGUAUCAAAAUUAGUACUACCGGCGAACAUUAUUCUUUGGAACUGAAGAAAGCCAUCAUCGAGGACGAGGGCGUGUACACGUGCAUGUUCACGAACAAACUUGGCGAAGAUAGUGCAGAAGGAUAUCUGACAGUUGACACCGUGGACGAACUUCGAAGACCCAAGUUUAUUGAACCUUUGAACGAUGUGGAUGCAGCCAAAGGAGAAAACAAAAAGUUCAAAGCUACGUUCACUGCUGAUCCUGUUCCUGAAAUGACAUGGUACUUCAAAGGUGAAGAAAUUCCAGCUGAUGACAGUCGAUUAAAGUGUACCGUGGAUAAUAAGCCAGCGAACGACAAACUAACUGAAACUUCAGUCACCUUGAGAGUGCCGAAAUGCUCGAAAGAGGACACUGGAGAAUACACGCUGAAACUGAAGAACAAAUAUGGCGAAGCUGAAGCUAGCGCUUUCCUGAAUCUGCUACGGGUUCCCGAAAUCCAAGAAUUCAAAGAUGUCGUCGCGUCUGUUGGGAAAUCAUUUACCUGGGAGGCCAUCGUUAAGGGAAAUCCAAAACCAGAUAUCACGUGGACCAAGGACGGUACAAUCCUGGAACAAGGAGAUAGGUUCGACUUUGAAGAGGAUAAAAGAAAUAAGAAGUUCAGGCUCAUCAUUAAAGACGUGGAAGUCGAAGACAAAGGAACUUAUCAUCUUACAGCAAAGAGUUAUCUAGGUGAAGCGAGUGGACAAGCAACUUUAACUCCACACACCGAGACACCAAACUUCCUCAAAAAUUUGGCCAGCGUAGCAUGCAAAGAUCGCGACGACGUAGAACUGAAGAUUCGCGUAAGCGGUGUCCCCAGGCCAAAAGUAAUCUGGCUAAAAAAUGACGAGGAGAUCAAAGAAGACGAUCGUCACAAAAUCACUACACACGUGGAUGGAAUCGUGGAUAGUAUCUAUUCCAUCACGACAUUCUCUCAAAGCGAUAUCGCACGAAUUAAAUGUCGAGCUACCAAUGUUGCUGGAAGUGCACAAACUGUUUGUAACUUGACGAUGCAGCUGAUCGCUCCUAACUUUAGCAACCUUCUACCUAAAUCGACAGAAGUGGACGAGGGUGAUACUCUGGAGCUUAAAGUGAAGGUCGAUGGUAGCCCUAUACCUGAUAUAGUUUGGUAUAAAGACGGAGAGAAGAUCGUCCCGAAUGAACACACGAGAAUUGAAACGCUUCCGGAUGGCAACACUAAACUGACGAUCGAUUGCGUAAAACCGACAGAUUGUGGGGCUUAUAAACUCGUGACUUCUAAUCCUAGUGGCGAACAGUCGUCGUUGUGUGCCGUGGCUAUUAAACCUGCAAGAAGAAAACCAUCUUUCUCAAAGUCAUUGGAAGAUACAAAGGCUGUCGUAGGACAACCAUUAAAACUGGAAGCUCAAGUGGUUGCUUUCCCGAACCCACAGGUUCAAUGGUUCAAAGAUGGCAUACCAUUGCGACACUCGAAAGAGAUAUACUUCAUGAACGAACCUAAUGGUGUUAUCGGUUUGAGGAUUGAUCACGUUCGUCCAGAAGAUGCUGGCGUGUACUCGAUGACCGUUUCCAAUUCGCUCGGUGAAAUCACUGGUUCUGCCAAAGUAGAAGUCGAAGAGAAAGAGAAACGACCGGAAUUCACAACUACACUUCAACCAUUAUCUAUAGUAGAAGGCUUCCCGGCAAAAUUGGCAGUUAAAGUUCUAGGGAAACCGGCGCCGCAGCUUCAAUGGUUCAAAGACGGCGAAGAGAUCAUACCUGAUGGAAAUCGUAUAAAGACUGUCACCUUACCAGAUGGAACUCAGGCGUUGGUCAUCGACAAAGUGACGCCAGAAGACGCAGGAGAGUAUCAAGUGAUUGCAGGCAAUACAGAAGGCACCUCAUCUUGCAAAGGAACGAUCAGCGUUCUUGGCAAACAGCUGCCUGACCAACCAGAAGAGAAACCUGGUUUCAUUAGUCCAAUGCGAGAUGUUUACGUGGAGGAAGGCCAACCAUUAAACUUGUCUGCUUAUUUCACUGGCAAUCCCAUCCCAGAGAUCAGCUGGUCCAAGGAUGGUGUUCCUGUGCAGCCGUCAGAUCGUUUGUCUGUGUCCUGCGAUGGAAAGAAAACAGAGCUGGAGAUCAAUCCUUGCGAACCUAAAGAUGCUGGCGUAUACGAAUGUCGUGUAUCGAAUCCACUCGGCGAGGACUCUACGAAAUCUACAGCUAACGUCAAAAAGACUUCGCAGCCACCGAGCUUCAUGCAGACGUUCAAGGAUCUACAACAAUUGCCUUCGUUCGAUGCGAAGUUCCUAGCUCGUGUCACUGGUGUUCCACAGCCAGAUGUUACCUGGUACUUCAAUGAUAGAUUGAUCUCACAUGACGAUGACAAAUACAAGAUUAAACGCGACGGGGAUGCUUGCUGCUUGUACGUGAAAGAUUGUACUUAUGACGAUGCAGGAACGUACAAAUGCAAAGCAGUGAACAGAGGCGGGGAAGCUGAAUGCGCGGCCAAUUUGGCAGUGGUUGAUAAAAUUGGAAAGAUAGAAAAGGCUGAACCACCGUCGUUCCUGAAGAAAAUCGGUGAUUGCGAGAUCUACAAAGGAAUGCCAGCUAGAUUCACAGCCUGCAUCACAGGCAUCCCGGAACCUAAUUUCGAAUGGUUCCACAAUGGCACCAAAAUGUGGCAGACUGAUAGGAUCAGGACAGAACAAGAAGGCAGCCUGUUACGCUUAAUUAUACACAAUGCCGAUGAAUUAGAUGCCGGGAAAUAUACGUUGAAAAUAUCAAAUCCUCACGCGUUAGAGCCGCGAGCAAAGAGAGCCCUGGGAGAUCAAUACACAGACUUCGACAAGUACCGCAAGUCCGGCGUUCCAUUACCCUUGGCCGAUCGUCCAAUUAUCAGCAGAAUGAUGGAUCGUCAUCUGACUCUCUCCUGGAAGCCAUCCAUCCCCAUUGGACCUCGUAUCCCAGUGACGUAUCAAGUAGAAAUGUGCGAACUUCCGGAUGGCGAUUGGUUCACUGCUCGCACAGGUAUUCGUAGCUGCGUCUGCGACAUCCGGAAUCUAGAGCCUUUCAGAGAUUACAAAUUCCGUAUCCGCGUGGAGAACAAAUACGGGAUCAGCGAUCCAUCACCGUUUGCGCAAACGUACCGCGCCAAAUUGGAGCCAGAACCACCGAAAUUCUUCCCUUACUUGCCACCUGGUAUCGACUUCCGUCCGGAAACCAGCCCCUACUUCCCCAAAGACUUCGACAUCGAGAGACCACCUCACGACAAUUAUGCUCAAGCACCGAGAUUCCUUCGUCAAGAACACGACACCCAAUACGGUGUGAAGAAUCACAAUUGCAACCUGUUCUGGUUCGUUUAUGGCUAUCCAAAGCCAAAAAUGACGUAUUAUUUCAACGAUCAAUUGAUAGAGUCUGGUGGAAGGUACGAUCAGAGUUAUACAAGAAACGGGCAAGCCACGUUGUUCAUCAAUAGAAUGCUCGAAAGAGAUGAAGGGAUGUACGAAGCUGUCGCGACUAACGAGCAUGGUGAGGCCAGGCAGAGGGUUCGGCUCCGAAUUGCCGAGUAUCCGACGUUUAUUCAGAGGCCGGAAGAAACUAUUGUAAUGAUUAGGAGAGUUGGACAACUGAUGGCUAAAAUCACCGGCGUGCCUUAUCCGGAGAUCAAGUGGUACAAGGAUUGGAAACUUCUUACCACCUCUUCGAGAAUAAGGGCAAUAAGCGUGAGGAACGUAGCCGGCUGCAUUUCUUGUUCCGUGAUGUUGCACGUGGAGGAGAAUGAGCAUGAAUACGGAUAUAGAACGUACAGAAGGAAGUCGGACAUUAGACCUCGUCAUGACAAGCUUCUCGAUGACCUCUACGACCUUGGCGACGAACUUGGUCGUGGUACUCAAGGUGUCACUUACCACGCCGUAGAAAGAAGCACCGGAAAGAAUUACGCGGCUAAAGUUAUGCAUGGAAAAGGAGAGCUCAGGCCGUAUAUGUACAACGAGAUAGAAAUGAUGAACUGUUUGAACCAUAGGAAAUUAUUGAGACUGCACGACGCCUAUGAGACUGAUAAAUCUGUCACGCUAAUCAUAGAACUAGCUGCUGGCGGUGAGCUAGUAGAUACUUUAACGAAACAGGCUUACUACACCGAAGCAGAAAUUGCUGGUUACAUUAGGCAAUUACUAUGGGGACUGGACUACAUGCACGAUAAUCAUUUAGCUCAUCUUGGCUUAACGCUUGGAGAUCUCUUGAUUUCACACACAGGAGGUGAAGAUCUGAAGAUCUGCGACUUUGGCCUUACCAGAAAAAUCGUAUCGUCGAAAUUAAUGACCUUGACAUAUGGUAUGCCCGAAUACGUGGCGCCGGAAGUUACCAACAACGAGGGAGUGUCUUUCAGUGCAGAUAUGUGGUCCGUUGGCAUUAUUACGUACAUCCUUCUCUCUGGAAUUUCACCCUUCAGGGGUAACAACGACAUGGAAACGAUACUGAAGGUCAGGAAAGGAAACUGGGAGUUCGAUGAUCGUUGGAAGAACAUCUCGGAGGAAGCCAAAGAUUUUAUUCGUUCUCUGUUACUGUAUGACGUUGAUAGAAGAAUGGAUGUCGUAGCUGCCCUUAAGCAUCCUUGGUUGAACUACGCUGACAGGUCUCCGCUUGAUUUGUACAAGAUUCCAUCGGAGAACUUGAAGAAUUAUUACAAAUUAUAUCGCGACUGGUACAACAACGCUUCCUGCCGCACGUGGUUCCGCAGACGCAAAUUGAACACAGCCUUCGAACAUCCCUCAAAAAUGAUCUAUCCACCUGCCCAUAAAUACACUCCCGAACCUGAGGAAAGACCGUACACACCGAUAAAGAGACCUCCGGUUAAACCUUGGGAAGAUCAAAUUUCUUACGGGGAACCGCUUGAUACAGAAAUUGGAAUCAUCAAGAGCGAGAGCCACUAUCAAAAUGGUCCGGACACCUAUCUUCUUCAAUUACGUGACACAGACUUCCCUGUGCGUUUACGCGAAUACAUGAAGGUUGCAUGCAAUCGCAGUCCUGGAUUCUCUCGUACCAUCGCCGAGGAUAACUUCGACUGGAGGGCACCUAUUAUAAGAGAGCGUCGUCGCUUCACGGAUAUUAUGGACGAAGAAAUUGACGACGAGAGGCGAGCAAGAAUCAGUAGAUACGGUUCACCGGAUACCUUCACUCUCAGACGUUUGAAACACGAAUUGGGCACUCGAUUGGACAGUUACGCCGAGGCAGAGGCAAUGUUAGAGUCGAAGAAGGAAGGACACUUGCCAUUCUUCCGUGAAAAGCCGCAAAUCAAGCCCAUCGAAGAAGGGAAACCUGCCUAUCUGGCUUGUCUAGCUGUUGGAAGACCUAAACCAGCGAUUCAGUGGUACAAAAACGACUUGAUGAUUCAAGAGAGUAAUAGAGUGAAAGUCACCGAAGAUGAAGAUGGCAGAUCUAUACUUAGCUUCACUCCGACGAAGGAACACGAUGUUGGCAGCUACAAGGUUGUCGCCAGAAACUCCCUUGGACAGACCGCAAUCAGAGCAAGAUUAGUAGAAGCUGUCGUUCCUUCGGGUCCAGAUUCUCCUGAGGUCGGCGACGUCUCUGAUACAGAAAUACUUGUACGAUGGAAGCAACCUAAGCGCGAUGGCAACUCGCCAGUAUUGUGUUACAAUCUCCAGUAUAAAGAAGGUGACUCGGUCGAUUGGAUAGAAAUUGCUUCAAACAUCGAUCACGAGUUCUAUCUGAUAAGAAACUUAAAGCCGGACACGAGCUACAACUUCCGUUUAGCAGCGCGAAAUCGCAUCGGUUGGAGCGAGAAGGGUAUCCCGUCGAAGCUUAUCAAGACUAGACUACCAGGAUGUCCGAAGGUUCAGAUUACACGAGCAAUGAGGCAUCUCCAAGAACUGACCGAGUCAGGUCAAGAAAUAGUGCUCGAUGAAGACAAGCCACAUAUGAAUUACUCCAUCGAAGAGCAUCCUAUCGAGUGGUCGACUGACACCAAUCUCUCGAACAAGUAUAGUUUCAUCUCUGAGAUAUAUAGAGGCCAGUUCUCCGUUGUGUUAAAGGGUGUUGACAAGAGCUCAGACCGCGUGAUAGUCGCUAAGAUUUUGGAGCUGAAUACGCAAACGGAAAAGCAGGUGAACAGGGAGUUUGAAGCUCUUCGUUCGUUGAGACACGAGAGGAUAGCGCUGUUGGAGGCAGCGUACAAAGCACAGGGUUCUCCAAUUGCAGUGUUCAUUUUAGAAAAGCUUCAGGGAGCUGAUAUUCUCACAUAUUUCUCUAGUAAACAUGAAUAUACGGAGAAUUGCGUAGCAAUUGCUAUGACGCAAAUCCUAGACGGUUUACAAUAUCUUCACUGGCGAGGAUAUUGUCAUCUUGAUAUUCAGCCUGACAAUAUAGUGAUGUCCAAUGUCAGAUCGGUCCAAGUGAAACUGGUUGACAUGGGUUCUGCUCGACUUGUUAGUAAAUUGGGUACGUUAGUACCGAAAGCUGGCCAUCCCGAGUAUAGGGCACCAGAGGUAUACAACGAGGAAGCGGCUCAUCCUCAAACAGACAUUUGGAUGGUUGGCGUACUUAUGUACGUACUGCUCUCCGGUGUUUCACCGUUCCGUGGCAACGAUCCUGAUGAGACGAGACAGAACAUCUUGUUUGUGAGAUAUCGAUUCGAACAUUUAUACAAGGAGUUAAGUCAAGAGGCUACUAGAUUCCUUAUGCUGGUCUUUAAACGAGCACCAAGUAAAAGACCAAUGGUAGAAGAAUGUCACGAACACAGAUGGCUACAGUUAUCGGAUUUUAUGAUCAAGAAACGCGAGAGAGCCGUGUUCUUAAGUAACAGACUGAAGGAGUAUAGCGAGGAGUAUCAUGAAGAGAAAUCGAAAAUAGCAUCUGAAAACCAAAGCCUAGCAAGUGAAAAUCUGUUAGGUUCCACUCAAAAACUUAUUAGAUCGACUAGCAUACAAGAAGAACUGCUCACCACGUUCUAA